CAAUAAGUGAAGCGCAGCAGUGGCAUGCAGCCUGCAUGAGCAAGCUGUGAAGACAAACAUGGACCUAGUGAUUCGUCCAGACACCUUGAGGAUUGUGCUUGUUGGUGUAACUGGCGCCGGAAGAAGUUCAACAGGAAACACCAUCUGUGGGAGAAGGGUGUUUACAAGUAGAUGUAGUGAAAGAGACAUCUCGUUUGGUUGUUUAAAGGAAACCAUAGACUUUGAUGGCCAACUCCUGUCUAUCGUGGAUACACCAGGUUUGUUUCACCCGAAUAAAUCCAACGAGGAAGUGGAGAGAGAGAUCGCUAAAGGUUUAGCAUUAGCUGCUCCUGGUCCUCACGUGCUACUGGUGGUGCUACGACCAGGCAGAACCACAGAAAAAGAACAAAAUGGUUUCAGAAUUAUUCAGAGAAUGUUUCGAGAAUGGGCACCACGUUACACAAUGGCACUUUUCACACAUGGAGACGAGCUGAAACGUAGUAAGACCAUUGAGGAAUUCAUUGAUCGAAGUCCAGAUCUUCGAGCCUUCGUCCAUCAAUGUGGUGGAGGAUACCACGUCUUCAACAACAGAAGCGACAACCCCUCUCAGGUCAGAGAGCUGCUGGAGAAGAUCAACAGAAUGGUGCAGAGCAAUGGAGGAAGGUACUACAUCAAGGACUUGAAGCAAAGGGCCACUCUCGAGUAUCUGGACGGCUUUGCCACUGCGGUCGCUGUUGGAGCUGCUAUUGGCGCUAUCACUGGAGGUGCUAUCGGACGUGUUGCUGGAGGUAUCUCUGGAGCUGUGGCCGCUGCUGGCGGGGCUGCGGUGGGCUCUGCUGCUGGUGUCGCUGCCUCAGCUGAGGAGUAUGGGGCGGCUGCUGCUGCUGCUGCUGCUGUGACUGUGGCCGGGGCGGCGGCCGGAGCUGUUACUAUCGGAGCUGCCACUGGAGUUGUUGGAGCCACAGCUGCUGGAGCUUUUGCACUCUGCAUGCAAAGUGUGGGCGCUGCAGUUGGAGCUGUGGCUGCCAGCGGAGCUGCUGCGUCAGGCUUUGCUGCUGGAGACACUGCUGGAGUUGCGUUGGGAUGUGCUCUGAUUGUCGUUGCCGCCACAGGCCUUGCUGCCGCCGCAGGAGCUGUCGUCGCCGUCACAGCUGGAGCAGCUGUUGGCACUACCGUUGGAGUCGUUCUCGGAGACAUUGCCGGAGCUGUCAGCGCUGGGGCCGCUGCCGUCGCAGUCGCCGCUGGAGCUGCUUCUCUGGGGCUCGAUGCUCGAGCAUCCGCCGCCGCCAGAGUUAGGGGAUCUGCUGCGUUGGUCAUUACUGGAGCGGCGGCAGCCGGUGCUGCGGCUGGAGCUGCUGUGGCCGUACUUGGAGGACCAGGAGUGGCAGCAGGAGCAGUGCUGUGGCUGGCAUAUCGGGGAGGUAGAUGGUGAAAGGAGCAGUGCU
This is a messenger RNA of Engraulis encrasicolus (European anchovy), 1424 nucleotides long. Its product is annotated as fibroin heavy chain-like. NCBI's taxonomy places the organism in Eukaryota, Metazoa, Chordata, Actinopteri, Clupeiformes, Engraulidae. The record is from RefSeq and is a predicted model, not a curated record. The transcript is spliced from 4 exons. Gene Ontology annotation, molecular function: GTP binding. Bases 59 to 1411 code for a protein of 450 amino acids.